AUGCAGCGAUGGCUCAACAUCUCCACCGGUACUUUGUGCGUGGCGGUGUUCCUCAGUGCCCAACUGGUCGGCGGACAAAGCGAUUCGCAGCUGGAAGGUGGUGGCCACACGGCGGCUUGCAACUUCAUUUGGCAAGAGCUUGUGAAAGUCUCAGAGCAGACCUGCUUCGACGAGCUUCCCAAGUUCCUUUGCUGCCACCAACCGCCCAGCAUCGGUUGCUUCAGAGAUGAAACUCACCGAGACCUUUGUUGCGAGGCACCAUUCUCGUCGAAGGUCGUGGCACAGGACUACCUCGUGGCCAUGGUGAUACGAGAACAGGAGCUGCUACAGCGACACUGCCCUUUCGCCUCGGCAUUGACGCAACUGGUGCCAUAUCAACAUGAAGAGCUGAAAAUGUCGAAGAAGGCCUUGCUGCAGCACGAGUUGAUUUUCUUGGCCAGGGCUAUGAGCUUUGCCGGUGCUGGCUGGAGCAACCUGCUGCAGAGCAAGUGGCCGGUCUUCGGCAUCCUGCGCCGGGUGCGUGAGCGACUCUUUCAGCCAGGCAUGCCAGCACAGAGCAACACCAACAGCUACUACAAGCAGCUCGAUGCGUCUGCAGACACGUCUUUGGUUCUAGCCUUGUCAAACCUCAACUCCUCGGAUGAUUGCCUUGCGGCCGUGACGGCACGUUUGCACUUGGCGCUGCUGGCGGAGGCAACGCCGGACGUGUCUGGCUUCGCACAGUCGCCGCAGGCGCAAUUGGUGGAUGCCGCCGAGCAGGAAGCGGUGCGCUGUGAUCGGAAGCUACUGCCCAGGCUACAGAGGCUUCUCACUAGUCGGGCGCCCAUCCUGAAACUGCUGCACGAGAUUUGGCAGAAGUUGCGGCCACGAGGUUGGACACAUUUGGCCGACCAAGCGUUGGCUCGAAAGCCCACGUCUCUCACGCUCAACGCUUGCUUGUGUGAAUUGGACUGGCAGUUCGAGCUCGUGAACGGGAGCCACUCGAAGAUGACUUUGGCUGCUGUGACCCCUAUGGCACGAAGGACUUCUUCUGCCGGACUCAGCCUGGGUGCUAUCAGGCCUUCGACAGCUGCUUUCCGCGCAAGCCGAAGAUCGGGGGCCCAGGCCUCGCAUCGUUGGCGGUAG
Messenger RNA from Durusdinium trenchii, 1125 nucleotides. NCBI's taxonomy places the organism in Eukaryota, Dinophyceae, Suessiales, Symbiodiniaceae. The record is from the annotation of a GenBank genome assembly.